This is a messenger RNA of Penicillium concentricum, 918 nucleotides long. RefSeq lists its product as uncharacterized. Lineage: Eukaryota; Fungi; Ascomycota; Eurotiomycetes; Eurotiales; Aspergillaceae. The transcript has 2 exons. The coding region runs from base 1 to 918 and encodes 305 amino acids. The record is from RefSeq and is a predicted model, not a curated record.
AUGCGGUCUGGCUUUGAUAAACCUGGCGCGCUCCCACUCCUUAUCCUGAUUGUGUUCUCGCUACUCACAUUGGUGCCAUCGCUACCGAAUCUCUACCACUCCAAGUUUGCGGACUUCAGCUUCUACACUGGUGCAGCUCGCCAGGUCCCUCUCCUUCAAGAUAGUGUCACCGAACUAGCACCGAAAGUACACCCGCUCAACGAGCCUCGCAAAUCAUGGGUUCUUACAGCAUCACAUCGAUCGCGAGGCAAUCGCCCACCGAUUACUGCACGCGUUGGAAAUGACGCUGUGGUCCCAGCCAGCGAAACAACCACAGUCGCAAAUAAAAGUCGACUCUCAUCCUUCACCCGCGAAUCCUCAUUUUCAUUUGGCCGCAGAGCCCGCGCAUUCAGAACCUACUUCAUCCAACAAUUAGACGACUACCCAUUCCUCACCUCAUUCUCCAACCGCAGCCUUGCAGGCUCGACGCAUCCAUAUCCUACCAUUACCAUCAACGAAUCUCUCCCAACCUUCGACAACAACUCUCCUCCCAGCAUCCCGCCAUAUAAUCAUUCCUCCGACAGCACCCAGGAGCCAUUGCUGCCCUUUCCUGCCUCCCUCCGCGAUAUGUGUCAGCAGGCCUGCCACGUCGCCCUUGAUUUUGGAAAACGCGUCGGACUCCAUGGAGCAAAUUAUGCGAAAUCGAUCUUCCUCCCGGACCAGAUCUCAGGGGCUCCCACAACAUUAAUACCCCACCCCACAAUUUCCAACGACGCCUCAAAUCAAGACCCAUUCAUCCCAUCCGAGCAAGCACCGCCCCAACAGAAAGUUGGCGCUGAGGAUUCCACUGAUGCUGCCGCUGGUCGGCACUCGCGGGAGCUCCAUGGAAGCUGCAUGGCUGUGGUGAUUGGUCUUGUUGCAGGCAUCAUGUGGUUCUAG